UCAAAACUUCGCCAUUAGAUGGCUAUGAUCGCGUUGUCUGACGGUUUCUAAAAUUACCAUUCUUAGGGGUAGAGUGCGCAACGAAACACUGACACAGACCAGGAGCGGAUUUAGAAACUUUGCUUAAGAGGGAGAAAUAAUGCCCCGCUCUGGAUUCGCUACUGAGCGACAUCGGUAUUUCAAAUCACGAGACAAGUCAAAUUCCCAUAAGAUGAUUAGUGUAUUCUAUAUAUACUUCCUCUGUGACGAUAAUAAUUGUCAACCACACAGCUAUAUAAUAAAAGUUGAAAAAAAUUUUACAAUAAAUACGAGACCGGCAGGAUGUCUAAUAGCAGGAGUGAAGUUGAUCCUUUCAGCGAGAUACCGAUGGAAUUCCAAAGUUGCGAAGGAGUUACACAGGUUGCUACAGAAUCACAAUCAAAAACUGAAACAGGGAAUGUAACAAAUGAACCAAUAUAUGCAGAACCUUUAACGCCAGAACAAGUACGAUGGUUUUAUAGAGAUGGUAUUGAUAAAAGAUGGGUAAAAUUCUGUGGAUAUGACAGUUUAAGAAUUGAAAAUGCUUGGAGAAAUUAUCAAAAUUUGCUUAGCAAAUGUGAUAAUACAAUUCAGAAUACUCUUCCUGUUGAAAAAAUUGUAGUUAAAGGAGGAAUGUAUGAUGUGGAACUUGAUAAAAUGAAAUGUGUUUCUAUCUACUGCCCAGGUGAAGAAUGGGAAAUUAUGAGAGGUACUUGGUAUUAUGAUGGUAGUUGGAUACCUCUAGAAUUAGAACAAUCUAAAAUUAUAGAAGAAGUACAUCUUAAUCUCUUUCAAAAGCAACCUCCAGGUCAAUUUAGUUCAGAAUGUGAUACUUCUUCUCAAUCUUACAAAAUAUUACACACAGAACAUUUCCCUGAGUUCCAUGUUGAUUGGCAUAGCAUAAAUGAUGUGACAUUGUACAGUGAAUAUACACACAGUAAAUUAAUGCGUAGCGUUACAUCAAAGCUGGGCUUUGCAAAAACAACAGGUUAUCAGCUAAGAAGGGGCUAUAAAGUUGGUGCAGUAAUGGAAGAUAAACCUAAUGAUAUUAAUCAUCUAGUAUUUGUAGUCCAUGGAAUUGGUCAGAAAAGAGAUACUGGAAAAAUUAUACGUAAUACGACAUCGUUUAGAGAUUGUGUAGAUUGGUUAAAACAAAAAUAUUUUCCUAAUUCUAAUAAUAGAGUAGAAUUUUUCCCCGUUGAAUGGCGAUCUUCAUUAAAGCUUGAUGGUGAUAUAGUAGAUGCUAUUACGCCAUAUAGCGUAUUAAGUAUACGACAUUUACUAAAUACAUCGGCGAUGGAUAUUCUUUAUUAUACAAGUCCUCUUUAUGGCGGAGAAGUAAGAGCUGGUUUACAAAGAGAGUUAAAUAGGUUGUACUUUAUGUUUGCAAGUCGACAUCCUGGGUGGAAGGGAAAAGUGUCAAUUUUAGCACAUUCCUUAGGAUGUGUGAUUGUUUAUGAUAUUGUCACAGGUUGGAUGGGUCCAGAUACCAGACCUCCAUCUCCGGAAACCCAAGAAAUUUUAAUACAACGAUUACAGUUUCCUAUUGAAAAUUUGUUUUGUUUGGGUUCCCCGUUAUCUGUAUUUCUUGCGCUACGUACCCGUACGCCGUCUAAUAAAACGGAUGUAAUGCCACAAGGUUUAUGUAAAAGAUUUUACAAUAUAUUUCAUUGGUCCGAUCCUGUAGCUUAUAGAAUGGAACCUCUUCUAGAAAGAGGUUACAGCAAAAUUGAACCUGUUCUUAUUCCACCGUAUGGAGGAGUUGAGCGUCAACAAACGGAACAGGCACCUCCAACAAUGAGUAGUGCUGAAGACAAUUUUUCUCCUACAGAAACCGACGAAAGAGAAGAAGUUCCAGUAGAUAUAUCUAAUCGCGCUGUAGAUAAGGGUUGGAGUCUUUGGGGUUUAGUGCGAGCUGGUUGGAAUGCCAAAGAGGGUGUUUCUUCACCAAUUCAACCAGGUCAAGAAUUAACGCAGCGAUUGGAUUACGUACUUCGAGCAAGUUUAGGAAGAAAUUAUUUAUAUACAGUAGCAGCGCAUACAACAUACUGGAGUAAUUACGACGUAGCUUACUUUGUGUUGACAAAACUUUUCCCAACGUUAGAAACAUGAUGUUGGUUUGUAUAUUUAGUAUGGAAUUUUAUUAGGUUCUAUUGAAGUUUACUAGUCGGAUGUAGGCCUUCAAAAUCGAAUGUUAAAAACAGGCCUACCAUCAAAACAAUCUGUGAUAAUAAAAAAAAAAAAA
Messenger RNA from Osmia lignaria (orchard mason bee), 2263 nucleotides. Its product is annotated as phospholipase DDHD1. Gene Ontology annotation, molecular function: glycerophospholipase activity; metal ion binding. NCBI's taxonomy places the organism in Eukaryota, Metazoa, Arthropoda, Insecta, Hymenoptera, Megachilidae. The record is from RefSeq and is a predicted model, not a curated record. Gene Ontology annotation, cellular component: cytoplasm.